GACUUGGGGUAAUCCUAAUAUACCUGGCAUCAAUACUAGGCUGGUAUUUUUACUGGGAAUGGUGACCAAUAUAACCCAGCAUAAAUUUGUAUUUAAUGAAGCUUUGCAAUACCGAGACAUUGUGCAAGUGGUAUUUGAGUUACGAUGACAUUUCGGAAGAAGAAGGAGGUAAAGGGUAUCCAGCGUAUUGUACUGGUUGGAUUUACAUUGUUAAUCCUGGGACUGCAGCAAGAUUGGUAAAUGCAGCACAGACAACCAAGUUUUUAUGGAUUGAUGAUGCCUGGGUGACAGGUUACUUAGUGAAAGCGUUAGGGUUCAAACAUCUAGAUUUGUCGACAUAUUUCAAUACAGUGACAGAAAAUGGAGUGGUGAUUAAAUCAGUUCAAAACCCAGCUAUUUAUCACAAGGAUUUCCUGGCUGUACCAAAUGGUAAAAACUUUGAGAUUUCCUACACUCUGACUGAAUAUGCCCGUUGGUGCUAUAUCAAUAAGUGCUACAACAAUAUCUACAAUCCACAAGCUAACUUAUCUAGCAGAGAUCUCAUUGCAGAUGAUGUUAUUCAUAAAAUUGGACAUUGACUGCAUUUGUCAAAGCUGAAUUAUUUAGAAAAAUUAACUGCACUUUUUAAGCAAAAUAUGUUUAAAGAUUUAUUGUUUUUUAGAUUUUUUGUACACAAACAAUGUUUAAACUUAAAAAACAAUUCUGUUAUAAAUUAUGGUUGAAAGUUUUCUUGAUACUGUUAAGCUAGUACUUUAG
Messenger RNA from Eurytemora carolleeae, 756 nucleotides. RefSeq lists its product as uncharacterized. The transcript is spliced from 9 exons. Gene Ontology annotation, molecular function: hexosyltransferase activity. Lineage: Eukaryota; Metazoa; Arthropoda; Copepoda; Calanoida; Temoridae. The record is from RefSeq and is a predicted model, not a curated record. Bases 96 to 578 code for a protein of 160 amino acids. Gene Ontology annotation, cellular component: membrane.